GAACUCUCCAUUUACUCUCUCUUGGGGUAACCUUUUUCUUCCCUUCACAUUCCUUCUUUCUUUUGUCCUCAACAAGUGAAAGUCUCGUUUGGCAAUCAUCACAAACCCCUGCGGCUGUACUGUGAUAAGAUAUUACCAGAAGGGUAAGGAGAUAAAAAUGAUUUCUUUAUCUAUAAACACUAAAGCUGUCAUCUUUUUACAGUUUUGGGGAGAACUGCAGUGAAAUUUCCAAUUUCGUGGAAAGAGAUGGAACAAAGUAGACUUUGAGCAUUAUUGUUGGGAUUUAGGGGAUAAUAUUGUGGGCUUCUUCUCUAAUCUAAACCCUUGUGUCCAAGUCAAUCCUACUCAUGCAUUUGUGUCUGUUAUUUUAAUCCAUUAGCUCAGUAAAUUUCUUGAAAUGUGAAUUUUUUUAACUAUGUGUGUCUACCUUUCUUGAAAGUGAUGGAGGUUGAAUGAUUGGAGGUACUUUGCAGGAUAAAGACAGAUAUGAAGUGCUUGGUUUGGGUUGGGAGUGCUUUUUGAGGGUAAAAAGGGGAUAAAGAUUUGGAAAGUUUGCAUCUUUGCCAUAUCAUAAGCUGAAACCCAUAUGAUUUAAUUUCAUCAAUACAACUUAUAAUAAUUGGAGAUGGAGUGGAGUGCAAAGUGGGACUGGGAAAGCAUAGCUAAGCUUAGCUCAAAAGCCUGUGAAAGUCCAAAGAAACUGCAACUAACAGACUGGGGAAUAGUCGAAGAAGAGGGCGAAAUUGUCAACGGAUCCUUUAAUUUGUCUGGUGGUUAUGCCUCCGAUGUGGGACAAGGCUAUACCCACUCUUCCUCGGGAGGCACGACAGGGGCAAAAGAGGCCAUCUUCCCUUUUGUGGAUGUGAAGAUGGAAAAUUGCAGGGAAGCGUGCAUUGGGUUGAAGCUCGGCAAGAGGACAUAUUUUGAAAACAACAGCUGCAGUGGCGGUGGUGGUGGGGGAAUUGGUGGAAAGACGAGAAAGCCCUCGUCUUGUCAGGGUGGGACAGCCGUACCACGGUGUCAGGUAGAGGGAUGCAAUAUUGAUCUUUCUUCAGGGAAAGAGUAUCACCGGAAGCAUAGGGUUUGUGAGAGUCAUUCAAAGUACCCGAAAGUCAUUGUGGGAGGCUUAGAACGGCGGUUUUGCCAGCAAUGUAGCAGGUAUAUGUGUGUUUCCCAAAGGGACCCAUGAUAGAGUGACAUCGAGUUUGACACCAUUGUGUCUCACGGACAAUGCACAGACAGUCAUUCAUUUUAUGGGACAUAUAGUGGUGUCAUCAAUGGUGGCAAACCCUGGUGUUACAACUUACAAUAGCAUUUUUCUUUCUCGAAAUUACCCCCCAUUCCUAGUACACUACAUACACACCACCACUGUUACAUUGCCACGAAAUCCUCACCCCCAUGGCAUUACUUUCUUAUUCAAGUAAAAGGAUAUAUGAGUAAAUCCACAAGACGCGUUUCUUUGUGGGAUUAUGCACAAUAAAAGAGGCGCCAUUUCAAUUUUUCAAUCAAGAAAAUUAAUCGUAUUAGAACCUGUUUAUACAAUCUUGACCCAUUACUUUUAUAAUAUCGAAGAAUUCUGUUAUAUCAUACCCGAGUAACUAAUCCCCCCCCCACACACACAAAAUAUAUGUGUGUGUGGAAUGAACCUCCAUUGUUGAAGGUUCCAUAGCUUGGCAGAGUUUGAUGAAAAGAAGCGUAGCUGUAGACGCAGACUUUGUGAUCACAAUGCAAGGCGGCGCAAGCCACAAAACGAUGUGUUUCAGCUCAAUACUUCUGCUAAUCGCGUCUCUCCUUCCUUUUAUGAUGGUAGGCAACAAAUAAACUUCAUGAUGAACAACAAUGUCCCACUUUUUGGCACCAGCAAAACUGCAUCAAAUUCAAGUUGCUGGGACAACAGCAACACAUAUGCCUCCAACAAGUUCAUCGUUACAAGAGGGUUUUCCCCCGAGGCCGAAAAACCCAGCAGGACAAACAAGCAGCAACAGCCAUACAUCUCUUCGGGUAUCCACCCGCCAAACGCAACAAUCAGUUUUCAUGAUAGUUACGCGUCCAAUGAUACACUCUUGGAUUCCAAGGGCCCCACAUUGGAUGGCUUCACACAAGGUGUGAAGGGAUCCAUGUUCUAUAUGGAAACAAGCAUGACGACAGAGGAAUUCCCAGCUCGUGCUCUCUCUCUUCUGUCAACUUCUUCAUGGAGUUCUUCGUGCGAACAACAACAACAAGAGAGCACUUCCAUUACGCAAUCCGCCGCGAACCAAACAGCCUUACAUGAACAACCGUCGAUCCCUCUCGGACUUCCACUCCCGUCACCAGAAUACUGGUCGUGUGUUGAACCGGCCGGUGGCCACCUCCCAGUUGAUGUUCAUCUUGAAUUCAAGGUGUCCCAAGAAGGGGACUUUUUUCUCAACUCAUUCAGCUGAGUUCUAGCAUCAAGAAGAUAUCAUCAUCAAGAAAUUAAAUGUAAUAAAAUCUUUUGAUUGCCCAAUGUCAUCACUGUUUUAUGAGAUUUGGUUUCUGGGUUUUUUUUAUUCACUUCUUGUUUAAGAGGGCCUUUUGGUCAUUGUUGUUUUCCAAAGGAAUGUAAUUGAUGGAAACAUUAUGUUCUUUGGUUUCUGUUUUCACUUUUCACCACAGAAAGUAAAUGGUCAAGUUCAAUUCUCCAUUCUU
Cuscuta campestris is the source of this 2667-nucleotide messenger RNA. The record is from the annotation of a GenBank genome assembly. NCBI's taxonomy places the organism in Eukaryota, Viridiplantae, Streptophyta, Magnoliopsida, Solanales, Convolvulaceae.